Molecule: messenger RNA, 2476 nt
Organism: Empidonax traillii (willow flycatcher)
Lineage: Eukaryota; Metazoa; Chordata; Aves; Passeriformes; Tyrannidae
Gene: PRELID3A
Product: PRELI domain containing 3A
Exons: 6
Coding region: 80-658 (192 amino acids)
Biological process (GO): phospholipid transport
Cellular component (GO): mitochondrial intermembrane space
Molecular function (GO): phosphatidic acid transfer activity
Source: RefSeq, a predicted model, not a curated record
CCGUCUGUCUGGCACGAGCUGCUCCCGCCGUCUUCCCGCCCUUCCCGCCGGGCUCCGAGGGGACGCGCAGGGAGCCGCCAUGAAGAUCUGGAGCUCGGAGCACGUGUUCGGACAUCCCUGGGAUACAGUGAUCAAAGCUGCUAUGAGAAAGUACCCCAACCCGAUGAAUCCAUCUGUGGUAGGAGUAGAUGUCCUGGACAGAAGCCUCGAUAACCAGGGGAGGUUGCACAGUCACCGUCUUCUCAGCACAGAGUGGGGAUUGCCGAGCAUUGUAAAAGCUAUUUUAGGAACAAGUAGAACUCUGACUUACAUUGAGGAACAUUCUGUGGUAGAUCCAGUGGAAAAAAAGAUGGAGCUUUGCUCAACUAAUAUUACUCUCACAAACUUGGUGUCUGUUGAUGAGAGACUGGUUUACACUCCUCAUCCCGAAAACCCUGAGAAAACUGUGCUAACUCAAGAGGCAAUCAUUACUGUUAAAGGCAUUAGCUUGAGCAGUUAUCUGGAAAGCUUAAUGGCAAACACGAUAUCUUCUAAUGCCAGAAAGGGUCGGGAUGCCCUGGAGUGGGUGAUCAGCAGACUGAACACGGAAUUGGAGGAGCUGAAGUCAACGCGCGAGGGCAUCAAGCCAGCCAUGGCAGCAGCCUCAACGGAAAAAUAAAACCAAAUAUUUGGUUUCACCAAGUAAAACCACGUAACUGACAGAAAAGUCUUAUCCUGCAGACUGCUCCCUUCCAAGGCUGAUCUGAAGAGGUUUUGUAUAUUUAUAAGAAUAUUGGAUCAGCGGAAAAGUAACCUCAUCUAUCAUCUCCACGGCAGCUCUUGUUGCCUACUGAAGAUUAAAUUGACCUCCUGCAGAUGCUCUUUUCCUUUAAACAAUUUAUUUUUAACACUGGAAACAAAACAUCGAGCACAUUUAAGACGGCCUAAAUGUGCCUUUUUAAACAAGGAUAGAGAGUAUGUUAUAUUUGCACGAUCUCAGUUUGUCUUACUCGAACUUGAAAAGAAUGCAUGUGUGGUAUUAAGGGUUUUCCAUGUGAAUUUUUGUUCUGUGAAGGGCUGAUAGGUCCUAGAGCACUGAAGUUUGUCUGCUUUGUAAUGUGAUAGUGUCUUAUGAUCAGUUAAAGGGAACUACAUGAGUCAGAACAUGAUACUGUAGCAUUAGAUACUUAUCUAGAGGAUCAUCCCGAAAGGCUACAACUUGUGUGGAACUAACUCUUAUGUUGUUUAAAUAUGGUGCCUGAUCGUGGCACCAGAUACUUUAUCUCUUAUGUUUGUAUCCAAACAAAGAUAAAGUUUCUCUUGAUGUUAAUAACCAAAAAUAGGGUUUUUUGGUAGGGAAAAAGGAAUAAUUUAUUUUCUUAUUUAUUAAUUUGUCUUAGUUCCUCCCCUCCCUAUGAGGACAUGAGUAGUAAGUCCUGGAAGGUGCUGGAAAAUACUUUUUUAUCUCUAAGAAGAGUACUUGUAGGCAACUUGAAUGAAGACCAUGCAGUUCCACUGGUCCUUGCUCUAUACAUCAUGUCUUAACUGAGGGAGAAAUUGAUGCAAUAACCAGAAGAGUUGAAAUGAGAAAUGAGCGAGAAAUUUGAAAUCCAAAUGGUCAUAAACAGGAACUUUUCAUUCCCCAAAUGGAAAAAACAAGUACAAGAAAACCACAUGAACUCUCCUUUUUGAGUGCUUUGUGUUAACCAGCAGUGUAACUGAAUUUUUUCAACACUUUUCCACAUUGGUACAAAAUGGUUUUAAAAUCCUUUUAAAUGCUUCUCAUUAUCUGGAAAAAUACUCCAGUAACUGCAGAAACUGUUUCCUAUAAAACAUGCAUAAAUAUAUAUUGGUAAUGGUCCUAACCUUGCCUGAUGUUUACAGAAUUGUCAUGUUUGAUCCAGAUGUAGUAUUUAUUUCUUAGGAAACCCUCUUCGGGCAUUUUAACUUAUUUUUUGGUAUGCACAGGAAGUGAAAUGAAUGUUGUAAGGAUGUUUACUCAUUCAAGUGGUGAGCAUGUGCUUAGAAAGCUGUUCAAGAGCACGAGUAUCUUCUAAAACACUAGAAGAGUAAAAUGUUGGUCACUGUUUUGAUCUGCUAACUUUAAAGUGUCUGUAGCUUAAGGGAAUUUUCAGCAUUCAUAUUCUGGUUUGUUUGAACUUUAAUUUGGGUGUAACUAAAUUACAUGAUCCUAAUGAAUAAACCUACUUUAAAAGAUGUGUAUAUUUGUUGAAAGCAAUUAAAUGAGUAGCUGAUAUUUACAUUGCUCUUUUCAAGUGGACCUAAAGCCCCUCUUAUUUUGGAAUGGAAACUUGGAGCUUAGAGGCUGAUAGCAGCCUCUUUCCAGAAGAUAACACUGGAUAGCUUUGGUGCCAGUCAGUUGUUGUCCCCCUUCUCAGAGGAGUGAUGCCACUUCCUGGAUAAGGAACACAGCAGAUGUUCUAGCUCCUGGUGGCCUCCUGCUAGGAAGGGGAGUGCAGCCAUGGCAGAGCUCUGC